AUAUUCUCAACCCUAUUGAUAUACAAUAAAGUACAUAAUUACCAAACUUUCCUGGCACAAGGCGUUUGUAUGGUGAUUGGCAAUGGAUGGACUUAUCUUCUGCCCUGCUCUCACUGUAGUCUCCUCUUAUUUUAGACGCCGACUAACACCGCGAAAAUCCGAACCCUUGAUUGAGUUCUCCGCAUCCAAGGAGCCUGCAAACGCUUUCUUCAAUCUAGCCAUGUUUCUAAACAUCCUCGGGCUCUAUUUAACAUUAUUUAUCUUAGAAGCUUCUCACAGCAGGCCAGCCUCUGUCUCACUCAAACUUCUGAUGAUCCUCAACGUCAUGGGAGUUCUAGACCUUAUUCUGGAGUACUUCGUUACUCCACGCCCAAGAUGACCUAUUACCAAGUCCGUUCAGAUAAAACACUCCUUUCACCGCGGCAUCCAUUGCAAAACAGACCAAUCAAUGUAUACUUCUUAUACUUUUAC
Messenger RNA from Talaromyces proteolyticus, 471 nucleotides. RefSeq lists its product as uncharacterized. The coding region runs from base 83 to 379 and encodes 98 amino acids. NCBI's taxonomy places the organism in Eukaryota, Fungi, Ascomycota, Eurotiomycetes, Eurotiales, Trichocomaceae. The record is from RefSeq and is a predicted model, not a curated record. The transcript has a single exon.